UCGCCAUGUUAGACAUCGGUCUCCCGAAGGCCUUGCUGAGAUUGUUAUGCUCCAAGGCAAUCUACUUAUGGGGGGAAGAUUAGAUCACGAUCGAUACAGAGAUUGGAGGCUUGAUGUCGAUAGCAUGUCUUAUGAGGAACUGCUGGAGCUUGGUGAUAAAAUUGGGUAUGUGAGUACUGGUUUAAGAGAAGAUGAGAUAGGCCAAUGUGUAAGGAAAACCAAACCCCCUCAUGUUCCAACCCAGAUGCAAUGGAAAUGCACCAUUUGUCAGGAGGAAUAUGAAGGUGAAGAUGAGAUUGGUAAGCUGGAAUGUGGCCAUUUCUAUCACAUGUACUGCAUAAAGCAAUGGUUGGUGCAAAAGAAAACCUGCCCCAUCUGUAAAGUGGUCGUCGAGUCUCAAAAUUAAUCGCGAUCUGUUCAUAGAAACUAUUAUAAUCGCGAUAAAAGAAAGAAACAUAAGUCGAUUCUUGGGUUUGUGUUACAUUUGUAUGUUUGGUUAACAUGAUUGAUACUACUACUGAAAAUUUGUUGAAUUUAAUGAAUGUUAUAUCAAGUGAUUUGCUGCCUUUGUGAA
Molecule: messenger RNA, 574 nt
Organism: Cynara cardunculus var. scolymus (artichoke)
Lineage: Eukaryota; Viridiplantae; Streptophyta; Magnoliopsida; Asterales; Asteraceae
Product: probable E3 ubiquitin-protein ligase HIP1
Exons: 4
Coding region: 47-406 (119 amino acids)
Molecular function (GO): ubiquitin protein ligase activity
Source: RefSeq, a predicted model, not a curated record